Molecule: messenger RNA, 1419 nt
Organism: Paramecium tetraurelia
Lineage: Eukaryota; Ciliophora; Oligohymenophorea; Peniculida; Parameciidae
Exons: 5
Biological process (GO): proteolysis
Molecular function (GO): serine-type D-Ala-D-Ala carboxypeptidase activity
Source: RefSeq, a predicted model, not a curated record
AUGAUUAUAAAUAAAACUUAAUCUAACUUGAAUAAUAUCAAUUUCAAUGAUAUUAUAAUUCCAAUAAAAUUGCAGCAUCCUUCAAGAAGGGUUCAAGUAUUGGAAAAUGGUAAGGCAAUGCAAUUAUUGAAAAGCUAUCAAAAAAUUCCAUAAAUAAUAACAGAAUUUCAUUCUCCAAUAAUGGUUAAUAGUAUUAAAUUAAGAAAGGACUCGAAUUAUUCAUUCCAACAAUCAUAGCAAUAGCCAGAUAAGGAGAGCAAGUAGAUAAAAAUUGAUUAGGAAAAUGUGACAAGCAAAUUUAAGUCAAUGAAUCCUUAAAGUAGUUUACCACAGAUUCCUCUAUCAGCUAUGAAUACAUAAACUAAAUUAAGCGAUUUAACUAGAAGCAGCAAUUUUGUUUAAUCACCCAAAAAUAGUGAUACAAAAAGAUCGUUAGUGAGAUCAUAAUUUAAAACGAACAGCAAUAAUCAUAAAAAUAAUCUGAUAAACAAUUCCACAACAACAGGAAGCAGUAAAGAUUCAAGUCAGAAUUAAAGCAGUUAACAGUACUAAAUUUAUGCAAAAAACAUUAUUUACUCUUAUUGUGGAAAACCAAGAAAAAGAAAAGUUAAUGUUUCAGCCAAAAGUUUUAUUGUUUACGAUUGUCUUGAGAAUAGAAUAAUUUCUUAAAGAAAGUGUAACAGGAGGAUGGAAAUUGCUAGUUUAACCAAGAUUAUGACAUUCUACAUAACUAUGGUUAUCUUAAAACAAUUGAAUCUCAAAUCCUAAGAUAUCAAAGUUAAAGUUACUAAAAAGGCCUCGGAAACCAUAGGAACAACAGCUGAAUUGAAAUACAAUGAUAUCUUGACUAUUCAGGAUCUAUUAUAUGGUUUGAUGUUGCCUUCAGGAAAUGAUGCUGCAACUCUAAUUGCACAAGCCAUUGGGACAAUAAUAUUGUUUUAUGAAGCAGACAAACGAUUGGAUUCUAAAUUAAUAGAUAUCGAGUAAAUGAGUGCUGAGGGUCAUUAUUACAAUGUAGAGUUGAAGAGUCAUCAAUGUCCAAUUGAAAUAUUCAUUAGUAAGAUGAAUCAUUAUUCAACUUUGAUGGGACAAUAAAAUACUCAAUUCGCAUGUGUGCAUGGAUUGGCCAAUGAAGAUAAUUAUUCCAGUUGUCAUGAUAUUGUAUUAUUAUCAUUGGAGUGUAUGAAAUAUGAUACUUUUCAAUAACCAUUAUACAAUUAAAAAAGUUAUGAAUGGAAAAACACCAAUAAAUUAUUAGACAAAGGCUUCUUUGGCAUUAAAACUGGAGUUACUGAUUCUGCUGGUCCUUGUCUAGCAAGUGCUUAUCGAUCUAAUGAAAUGGAAUAUUACAUUAUUGUUGUGUUAAAUUUGAUGAAACUAUUUCAUUGUUAUAACAUGCAAAAUACAAAAAGUCUUUGA